This is a messenger RNA of Pelmatolapia mariae (spotted tilapia), 469 nucleotides long. RefSeq names its product gastric inhibitory polypeptide (gene gip). The coding region runs from base 89 to 385 and encodes 98 amino acids. Lineage: Eukaryota; Metazoa; Chordata; Actinopteri; Cichliformes; Cichlidae. The record is from RefSeq and is a predicted model, not a curated record. Gene Ontology annotation, cellular component: extracellular region. The transcript is spliced from 5 exons. Gene Ontology annotation, biological process: response to glucose; regulation of insulin secretion; regulation of fatty acid biosynthetic process. Gene Ontology annotation, molecular function: glucagon receptor binding; hormone activity.
AGCAACACAUUGUAGUAAGCAGUCUACAAAUUUCUCCGGAAAUUUUUCCCCUCUGCCUGCUUUAAAGACGUUUUAUUCAAAGGUCAUCAUGAAGGCUUUGUUGUUCAAACUUCUGAUCAUCUGCCUGCUGGGAGCCCUGCAUGCAAAACCAGAAGAGAUGGCUGAAGACGAGCAGAACCUGAGGAAGAGGUACGCUGAGUCUACCAUCGCCAGUGAAUUCAGCAAAAUCAUGGAUUCAAUGGUGCAGAAAAACUUUAUCAAGUUCCUGCUCAGCCAAAGGCAGAAGAAAACCAAGCCCGCUGAUGCUGGGAAGGCUUUAGAGGAACAUCAGUACAACGACUUGCUGAAGCUCAGCCUGCAGGAGAAGCAGGGGAGAAACAUUUAGGUUGUGAGGAUCCAGAAGGAUGCAGUGGCACUGUGGAGACAUCAUCUCAACUCUUCUUCAUCUUUAACUCUGUGAUGGACAAUC